Messenger RNA from Truncatella angustata, 1713 nucleotides. RefSeq lists its product as uncharacterized. Lineage: Eukaryota; Fungi; Ascomycota; Sordariomycetes; Amphisphaeriales; Sporocadaceae. The transcript has 3 exons. The coding region runs from base 1 to 1713 and encodes 570 amino acids. The record is from RefSeq and is a predicted model, not a curated record.
AUGGAGCCGUGGCUGGAACUGCGAUCAGGUGCGCCAGGCCUUGACGGACCAUUUCUUCUGGAGCGCCGACUUGGCUAUCAAAUAUUCGACGAACGAGCUGAGCAGCCAGAUGUGUUUCUUGCCAUUGGAGGCAAAACCAAGAGGCGUUUUCUGCGGCGUCUGCGGGCAGGACCUAGUGUCAAACACAACGGGGUCAUUAUAGAAGAAAUUCUUAGUUCCACGAUCCUGCUCGAUUGCGAAUUGCACGAUUCAACGCUUCCCCGAAUUAAAGCUGAACCAUACAUAGAGAGUUGUCCCCGACAUCACCUAUUGACGACGACAAUCUCCGACAUCAGUACACCGCAAGAAAUCGCAAGAUGUGCCUUCGACUUCGUGUGGCAAGCACUGGUUCCAUUCAGCUCGACCAUUGUAGUGUUCAUGGACGACUUAGGCGGGCUGGUACAAUUGAGUGAUAUUUUAGCUACAUGGGCAGCGCGACCUACACAAUCCCAGCCCAGAAUUGUCGUCCUUCACGAUGCUCAGCUCCGCGUUAAUCAAGGACACUUCGAAACGAUGGUGUUAAGGAAGCUUGGUGCCCGACUGCUACAGCUCGAACUGUUAGGCUCACCGAGGCGGCGGCGAAUGCCAUUUGAGAGUGUGCAUUUUCUGCCCAUCAACAAUGCAUCCGCUGUAGAUAUCCUUUCUCACAUCGAUCGAGCAUCGGCCAUACGUCGGAAGAUGGGUCUUGCUUUCCGCUCACAACACCUUACAGACCUCCUGCAUCAGUCAAUUAAACAAUUUGCAGCAGCCGAACCAGCUCCCUUUGAUCUUUAUACCACAGCAAGAAGAUGUAAUCCUGUAUCCAAAAGCUUAGCUUCGAACAUUACCCAUUUCCUAGCUAUCAGUCGAAAUCUUCAUUUUGACAGGCCAUCUGUUAUAGCCUCGGCGUUGGUGCUUGAUGCCUUGCCUCCGGGGAUGCACGCAUUCCUUCCUGGCUCUAUGUUUGAUCAUUUUUAUCAUGACAUUCUUGCCUCGGUCGACGCGGCCCUCGGCUUGUCUCUAUCUGCCUCUACACGUGCCCGAUUCAUCCAACUCGUGGAGGAGAGGCGAGACAAGUCUACACAUGUGCAACAUGUUUCCUUCAUCGCGAAACAGCAGGGUCUCUGGAUGAAUUGUCAAUCCACUGAGAUCUGCCUUGUCUGCCUGGCUCGUCCACCCAGAAGACGUCUGUCAUGUGGGCAUCGUCUAUGUGAUGCCUGUGUGAUCAUGUGUGAGCUGGUGCCUUUGCCUAGUGCUGACUGGCCGAGAGAUUAUUGUCCACUCUGCCAAAAGAAGAAUAGUAUCGAACUUAUUCUGCGACCUGCCACCGCUGGCGUUCGAGCGCUCAAGUUGGGAGGAACGCUUCAAUCAACAGCUGCUAUGGUUGACUUCCUCCGACAGCUGCAAUAUCAUAUCGGUCUACCCUUACACGCUCUUCGUAAACAAUUUGACAUGGUGAUUGGAUCAGAUAUAGGCGUUUUCUUUGCUCAGACUAUCUUCCUCGAGGGCUGGACGAUAGCGGAGAGCGGACAUCAUGUCAACAAACUAGCCGAACCUAACCUGACGAAGCGUUCAACCAUCUCGUUCGGCAAAGGGCUUGAAUGGGAUCUGGAAACGACACGGCUCUUUAACGAACUUGACGUGACGUUAAAAGUCAAAGACAUGAUCUAUUCCAACACAAAUAACACAGAUUAG